AUGCAUAACGGAGCACUUGCAUGUACAAAUUUAUCAGAAAGACUUGUUGCAGUACAAUAUACCUACAACUCGCAGGGGCGUUACAGCACAGAAGGUAGUUCACACAGUAAGGUGAAUAUCAGUUAUCAAACAACCCCAAACCGAACACAGCACAAAAAAGAUCUUGACUGUGCUAGCACAGAGGGAUAUUACCAUCAGAUAAGAAUGGAUAGUGAAACUGCCAUCGCCUUAUCUCUCCGUAGCGGCACUUAUGCUGGUAAAUUCAACACAGAUACUAGAAAACCCUCGUUCCAGCACUGCCCAUUCGGUUAUUUCUACUCUCCAAAUCCAGCUUUGUCCAAGGAUGCACAUACGCCAUAUAAGGAGAUUCAAUCAGAGAAGUUUUUUCAAAAUCAAAAUUCACAUGCUUUCAAUCACGACUUUCAAUCCUUUCAAGGCUCAUAUUUAUCAAAUAAAAAUGAUGAACUGCCGUGUUAUUAUACCGACAGGGCUAUGUGUUCUGUGGAAACCCCACCGAGUGUUGGCUAUGACGACACAUUCAUCUUAAAAUUGAGACACCGCUACUAUCAUAGUUUGGAAGACUUCUUCAGUAGCUUCGUCUGUACCGAGAUGAUAUUCAAUGCUCUCAUUUUCAAGCUGAUUGGAUGUAGGCACACUGCCAUAUGGAUUAGCAAGCUUAAAUCCAUGAUCUCUUUUCUCCCAAAGACACUUCUUCUUGGCUACAUCCUAAUCUUAAGACUGACAAACAGCACUCCACUUGAAUUGUCCGUUGAUAUUCCUCAGAUCUAUUUAGCUUGCUGCAUCACAGCCUCAAAGUCACAGUACGACAGCCAUGUCUCAAAUAUUAAUUUUAUAAACGAGGAUAUGGAUGUAAAAAAAAUCAACUAUCUUGAAGGGCUGGUUUUAAACUGUCUUAAGUAUGAGAUUAACAUUAGUAGCGAUGAUAUUUGGAAUGCAGUUGAAGAAAUCAGCAGAAUCAACACAUCAGAGACAUGUCCAUCAUUCAUGUAUUAUUGA
This is a messenger RNA of Vittaforma corneae ATCC 50505, 1017 nucleotides long. RefSeq lists its product as uncharacterized. The transcript has a single exon. Bases 1 to 1017 code for a protein of 338 amino acids. The record is from RefSeq and is a predicted model, not a curated record. NCBI's taxonomy places the organism in Eukaryota, Fungi, Microsporidia, Nosematidae.